AUGGAUGACAUAUCCACCUUUGGGGAUACCAUCGCGAACGGUACUACCCUGAAAGACGUCAAAUCAGCAGACUUCGUCGUCUACGACAAAGAGCGUGGCCUUGAAAUUCUCGGCCCCAACCCAAGCUAUGAGUACAUGUUUCAUGUCUCGGACGCCGUCCACGAAGCCCCCGUAUACGUCAAAUCCCAGAACAAGCUUUGGCUCUCGCAGCUCGCCCCUCCCCCAGGCUACCUGCCGCAGCUCGUCGUGGAUCUGAACCAGGAUCCUCCCACUCUCUCAGAGUACCUCUCUGACCCGCCAGUCUACGCUCCCAACGGCGGCACCUUCUACAACGGCAAGAUCAUCUGGGGUGCCUCUGGCGGGAACCGUUCAAUUGGCGGCGGCGAACAGCGCGUCGGGCUGAGGACCCUGGACCCGGAGACCAACAAGUCGACCAGCCUCGUCAACAACUAUUUUGGCUACUACUUCAACACCAUCGACGAUCUCGCUGUUCACCCCAAAACUGGCGAUAUCUGGUUCACCGAUCCUCAGUAUUCGUGGUUCAACGCGCUCACUGACACGCCGCCCCAACUCCCCUGCGCAAGCUACCGGUACAACCAGACCUCCGGCGCCGUGUUCGUGGUGGACGAUACCCUGGGCCAGCCCAAUGGCAUCGCGUUCAACCCCGAGGGCACAAUCGUGUACAUCAGCGACACCGGCGCCGUCAGCGCGCCGAUCAACCCGGCCGAAGGCCAGCCGGGUAGUUCCUUCAAUGCUACAACGACAAGGUAUGCACCCAACCGAAUGCGGGACCCUGCAUAA
This is a messenger RNA of Aspergillus terreus NIH2624, 801 nucleotides long. RefSeq names its product SMP-30/gluconolactonase/LRE family protein. Bases 1 to 801 code for a protein of 266 amino acids. Lineage: Eukaryota; Fungi; Ascomycota; Eurotiomycetes; Eurotiales; Aspergillaceae. The record is from RefSeq and is a predicted model, not a curated record. The transcript has 2 exons.